Molecule: messenger RNA, 2836 nt
Organism: Xyrauchen texanus (razorback sucker)
Lineage: Eukaryota; Metazoa; Chordata; Actinopteri; Cypriniformes; Catostomidae
Product: sodium-dependent neutral amino acid transporter B(0)AT3-like
Exons: 12
Coding region: 1-1878 (625 amino acids)
Biological process (GO): sodium ion transmembrane transport
Cellular component (GO): plasma membrane
Source: RefSeq, a predicted model, not a curated record
AUGGACACGUCGAGUUCGGUGAUCAGUGAGGAGUCUGAAACUCAAGAGAGGCCCAAAUGGGACAAUAAGGUCCAGUAUCUGCUGACAUGUAUUGGAUUUGCAGUGGGAUUAGGGAACGUGUGGAGAUUCCCGUACCUGUGCCAGAUUUACGGAGGAGGUGCAUUCUUGAUCCCGUACCUGAUUGCUCUGGUGUUUGAAGGUUUGCCGUUACUGUAUCUGGAGUUGGCGAUUGGCCAGAGUUUGAGGAAGGGCAGCAUCGGUGUCUGGCACUCGAUCUCUCCUCUGCUGGGAGGAGUGGGUGUGGCAUCUAUGAUCAUCUCAUUUCUGGUGGGCUUGUUCUACAACACUAUUCUGGCAUGGGUGCUGUGGUAUUUCUUCCACUCGUUUCAAGAACCACUGCCCUGGAGUCAAUGUCCUGUCAACGAAAAUCUCACAGGUUAUGUAGAGGAAUGCGUCCUGAGCACACCAGUGAAUUAUUUCUGGUACAGACAGACCCUGAACAUCUCUCCAGACAUUGAGCAGAGCGGAUCACUACAAUGGUGGAUGGUACUGUGUUUGGGUUCUGCGUGGAGUAUCGUUUACAUCUGCUUCAUACGGGGCAUAGAGACCAUUGGCAAGGCCGUGUAUGUGACUGCAACGUUUCCAUACUUGGUGUUGACGAUCUUUCUGGUGAGGGCCCUCACUCUUCCCGGUGCCACGGACGGUAUCGUGUAUCUCUUUACACCAGAUUGGAAAAUACUGAUGGACCCUCAGGUGUGGUUAGACGCCGCCACACAGAUCUUCUUCUCUUUGUCUCUGGCAUUUGGAGGACUCAUCGCCUUCUCCAGCUACAACCCUAAAAAGAAUGAUUGUGAACGUGACGCUGUAGUUGUGGGAUGCAUUAACAGCGCAACAUCUCUCUACGCUUCUAUUCCAAUAUUUGCCAUCUUGGGCUUUAAAGCCACAUCUAACUACAACGCUUGCAUCAACAGUAACAUCUUGGAUCUGAUCAACACAUUUGAUGUUGCGGAGAAAAACAUCACAGCUGAAAACUACGAUAGCUGGCUGAAUUCACUCAAUGCUUCAGAUCCAGAUAAACUCUCAAGUCUGAACCUCAAACACUGCAGCCUCCAAAGCUUUCUGGACCAGAGUGCUUCAGGAACAGGUCUGGCGUUCAUCGUGUUCACAGAAGCAGUGAUCGAGAUGCCAGGCUCUCAGGCGUGGGCAGUGCUGUUUUUCAUCAUGCUCUUCAGUCUUGGCCUCUCCUCCAUGUUUGGGAAUCUAGAGGGUGUCCUGACACCUCUGCUCGACCUGCACAUGGUUCCAAAGUGGAUGCCAAAAGAACUCUUUACAGCUCUCAUAUGUGUGGUGUGCUUCCUGGUGGCCCUGAUCUUCACGUUGGGUUCUGGGAACUACUGGCUAGAGAUCUUCAACAGUUAUGUGGGCUCUGUCCCGCUGCUCGUCAUCGCCUUCUUCGAGAUUGUUGGUGUUGUCGUGUUCUAUGGCAUGAAGCAGUUCAGUGAUGACAUUGAGUACAUGACAGGGCGCAGACCGAACAUCUUCUGGCGUGUAUGCUGGAUGGGGAUCAGUCCUGUCAUGUUAAUAGUUGUUCUGGUGGCUUAUGUCAUCGUACAGGUGCAGAAACAUCCCACAUACCCAGCCUGGAACCCGGAAUAUGAAAACUUCCCAGAGACAGAAGUGAAGCCGUAUUCUGACUGGGUGUUCGCAAUCUGUGUGCUGUUGAGUUCUGUUCCCGUUGUCUCCAUCCCCAUCGUGGCCGCUUACAGAUUGAUCAGAGGACAAACAAGGUCACAAACUGGCAACAACCUCCCAAACCCCUACGAUAACCAGGCCUUCAAAACCGACAGCGAGACUCGGUCCUCCUUCAAACCGGUCUAAAAGACUCUUAUGGACUUUCAGGUCUUUCUUGAGCUUCACCUGUGAUAUUAUACAGAUGGGUUAAUACCAAAAUGUUUGUCAAAUUUCUAUGUUUGAUGAAGGAGAAACUUUUCCUGUGGAGGGGAAAGACGAGUCUACAACAAUCAUUUAAAACUUCUUUAACCUGUAAGUCCCAAAUUCAAAUUGUGAAUUUAUAAUUACUCACCUGUGUCGUAUAAAUGGACAGACCAUGCUGCACUAAUCGCUGUGACCAAAAAAUUCGGUCUUUAAAACUUGAAAUAGGAAAAAAUGGACUUAGUCACCGUAUGACAGACCUUGGAUUGUCUAACAUCAUAUUUUAAAAUCUUAUUAGUUUAGGGGCCUGUGUAUCUCAGCGAGUAUUGUCACUGACCAUCACACCUGGAGUCGCGAGUUUGAAUACAGGACGUGCUGAGUGACUCCAGUCAGGUCUCCUUAGCAACCAGAUUGGCCCGGUUGCUAGGGAGGGUAGAGUCACAUGGGGUAAUCUCCACGUGGGGUAUUAGACUCCAGCCAGGUCUCCUUAGCAACCAAAUUGGCCCGGUUGCUAGGGAGGGUAGUCACAUGGUGUAACCACCUCGUGGGGUAUUAGACUCCAGCCAGGUCUCCUUAGCAACCAAAUUGGGCCGGUUGCUAGGGAGGGUAGAGUCACAUGGGGUAACCACCUCGUGGGAUAUUAGACUCCAGCCAGGUCUCCUUAGCAACCAAAUUGGCCCGGUUGCUAGGGAGAGUAGUCACAUGGGGUAACCUCCUCGUGGUCGCUAUAAUGUGGUUCUCGCUCUCGGUGGGGCGUGUGGUGAGUUGUGCGUGGAUGCCGCAGAGAAAAGCGUGAAGCCUCAACAAGCGCUACGUCUCCACGGUAACGCACUCAAGUCACACGAUAAGAUGCGCGGAUUGACGGUCUCAGAUGCGGAGACAACUGAGAAUCCUCCUCUGCCAC